CACGUAAUCUAUAAUCUUCCCCUUACAAUAUCCUGCUUUAUACUUAAAUUAGCUGAAAUUCCAUACAAGAAGUCUACGAUUGAUAAGAACUUCUACAACAUCCCAUCAGCGGCGAAAAAUGUGGACAGCAUUAGGUUUGUACGCUUUUGGGCCAAGUUACAAAGAUCUUAGGGAAUAUAAAAAAUUACAAAGAUACCGAAAAACGAAAGGCGAUAGAGCAGUUCUUAUUCCAGAGGAAGCAUUUGCUGUCGAUGAAGAAUACCUUCCUUAUCUUGAUGAGGUCAGAAUCCAAGAGCAACCUCAGAACCUUCAAGAUGGCUCUUCUGUUUCGUAUGAAUCAGAAGGUAUCAAGUUUAAGUAUUCCAUGGGAGGAAAUAUCAAGUUCUACGAUGACCACAUCGCUCUAACAAGUCCAAGAAAAAAGGUGAAAAGUGGCAAGUAUUCUUACCAAAUUCUGAACGAUACUAUGGAAAGUUCUUUGAACGACUCGCCAGCGCGGAGCGCGCUAUCCGCAAAUUUUGGCACCAUGGAUAUGACACCGAGGAUUUUGAGUACACCGGUGAAAAGCACCUUAGAAUUUGACGAGAAAAAUUCUCAGGGUAGGACAGAGACAGCGUUUAAAAGUAAGCCGGAAAAUGGAAACAUCAAUUCUAACUUGCAACUUCACGCGGUGUUGGAACGAUUAAGGGUGGCAGAUGAUGAAACAACUCAGCUGUCUAAAAGUAACCCAACAUCUUCGAGUAUUGCCGAUAGUAUAGCAAAGGUUGACUCAUGGAAAACGGAUUUUAACAAUUGUAACAGUCCUUCGCAUAACGUCGAAGAGAUGAUUUCGGGGGAGACUGUCUUUCGGCAGGAAAACUCGUCGUCUGGAAAUGGCGCGAGGGUACGAGAUUACUCUCCUAUUCGGACCACACCAGCAAACGAAAAUCUGGCAAAAUUAAAAGAUGAGGUAACACCAAAUACUGAGGCCAGAAUUGAAAAUUACCCAACUAGGACGUCUGAGGAGAAGAUUAUUUGCGAACCAGAAGUUACGGAGGUUAACGUGAGCUCAAGAAAUGAAACUGGAAAUAAGAAUUUUGACGCGAAAAGAGGAGAAAUGCAGGAUCCUGAAAGAAUGAACCGAUAUAAUCGGACAUUACUCUAUGUUAAUGAGCAAAAUGAGACAUUGCAUAAUGGAGACUACAACGAAUUAAACAUUGAUAUGUCAGAUUUGAGUUCAGACGUGUUUACAGACAGCGAAAUACCCACAUCCGGGUUCUUAUCGCAAUCACGUGAUGGAAAGAGUGACUUGGAUUUUUACCCAGACUCCCCGACAACAGAACAAGCUUUCUCAAAGACUCCUUGUAGCUCCAGAAAAAACAGCUUGGAUUCAUACAUAACUGACGACAGCAUGUCCGCAACCGAAAUGAACCAAAGAAUGGGAGUGAAGAAAAAUAUGCAUCAGUCGGUUUCAAAUGGUGAAGUACAUUCAAAUUCAUUCAUAAAACAAAACGGCAGAGCAAAACAGCAACAAGGUGUAAGUAUUAAAGCAUCGGACGCGAAAUCCCAACAACUGAAAUCUAAACAAGGAGCGAAGACAAUCGAAUCGAAGAAAAUGGAUUUUAACAAGAAAGCGAAGUCUAAAGUAAAUUCGUUCAGCAAUAUUGGACACGUACCGGGAGGGGGGCGAGUGAAGAUUCAGCAAAGUAAAUUGGGUCAGCGGCUUAAACGGGUAGAACCCAGAACGGACACCCAUGGGGUUGAGGCAUACAGUAACUUACCCUCCGAAUUUCAAGAAAUUGCUAAACGCCUCGCUAAACAGGAUAAACAGCUUCGAAAUUCUAAAAUUGUCGGCAACAGUUCAAAUGGCAGAAGCCGACCUCGCUCGCGAAGAUCGAGCCGCGGCUCCAGUCGAGCAGGAAGCGUUAGUCCCGAUCGAAGAUCAACUUCCAAACCAAACUUCAGGUUGGGAAAUCUUUCAGGUUCGUCGUUCAAUCUCAACACUUCUACCACAAGCCUUGGGCAUAGCUCACCAAACAAAGCUUCCAGACGACCCGUAGUAAACAGGUCACCCAGCAUUCGAUCCAGGCCAACAACACCAAGUUUGAGUCGGUCACAUCCAGCUACUUAUGUCACACCGUACGAUUCCCGGUCACGGCCUUCUUCCAGACCUUCCUCCCGUCCGAACUCACGCCCAACGUCCCCCGUUUCGAGGUCAAGAAACGCGUCACCUACGAGUGGUGGGCGCUCACGAGGAUCGUCGCCCGUUCCGACCAGUCGAAAAUCAUCGACGCUAAGCCGAAACUCACCGAGCGUUAAGCGGUCAAAGAAAAAGAUGGCAAACGGAAUGGGGGGAAGAUCUAUGAAUCUGAACGCGCUGACAAGCGUGGAAAUCGGCCUUGCAUCUGGAUCAGUAUUUCAAGUGAUUCCAGUUCAUAAGUAACGCAGAACAUUGAGAGAAGCUUAGUUUGCAUCACCAUAUACAAUUGUCAUUGACUUCUCCAAAGCAUCUCGUGAAGCCAUCGCAAACAGCUGAAUGUGUUAUAUAAACUGCACAGUCACAGAACGGUUUCUAUUGUUGUCUUUAAUAGCUGCUGGUCAGCUACAAAUUAUAUCCUGAGCUGAGCAGGUCAUGUCGUUCGUUUUUGACGUUAUCUGUAUUGGGUUUGAUUUGCCACAGCCGAUGUUUGUUUAGCUUCCUAUGGAAAAGCAAAGAGAGGAAUUUGAAAUAAUGAAAAUAUAUCUAUAUGAUAGGGAAAAUAAAAGUGACAACGUAAAUAGCACGCAGUAAGGAAUAUGUCACAUGGCAGAGACAGGUUGCUUGGCAUUUGACACCAUCCUCAUCCUCAAAUGAGCUUGGUGACCGCUCAUAUAAUCUGUCCUCAGUAUUAGUGCACUUUGCCGAUCAGAUUAUGAGUGUAAUAAACAUAUUCUUUUAAGAGGUAACAUAAACUUCGGAAGCCCCGACAACAAUAGGAGAAAUAAUCUUGAAAACGUAACGAUCGGCAGCGGCAAAAAUGCUUGACUGCAUCUUUGGGUAUACGCUUAAGAAUGCAGUUAUCACGCUAAAAAACAAACGAAAAGCUCCUACUACUCUCAAAUUUAUCGAGUUUCCAGAGAUAACGUUAAAGCUUGUUUUCAAUAGACAAUUUUUCCAAAUCAGUAUGGAUGUUAGGCCCAAGAUAAUUAAUCUAAGGAAUUAGGAAAAAUGGCGAUUAUGAAUUAGUAGCGGUUGAUUGAAAUCAAACUAUUUCAUUAUUAAUUGUUUCGUUAUACCUCUCUUUGGUGCUAAAUUUUGUAUCUAAACAAGAGUAAUGCUUAGGCAUGGUCGUGUACGUGUUUAAAAUGGAGUGAUUUUGUAAGAAAAUGGGAUGAAUUUUCAUCA
Molecule: messenger RNA, 3364 nt
Organism: Pocillopora verrucosa
Lineage: Eukaryota; Metazoa; Cnidaria; Anthozoa; Scleractinia; Pocilloporidae
Product: serine-rich adhesin for platelets
Molecular function (GO): tubulin binding
Source: RefSeq, a predicted model, not a curated record